This is a messenger RNA of Rosa rugosa (rugosa rose), 3402 nucleotides long. RefSeq lists its product as uncharacterized. The coding region runs from base 1 to 3402 and encodes 1133 amino acids. The record is from RefSeq and is a predicted model, not a curated record. NCBI's taxonomy places the organism in Eukaryota, Viridiplantae, Streptophyta, Magnoliopsida, Rosales, Rosaceae. The transcript is spliced from 5 exons.
AUGGAAACAGAAUGGGCACAUUGUAAAAACAGCGAUCCUAGAGGUUUUUAUGAUGGAGCACGAAACUUUGUUAUUAGUAUUCAUGCAAGUAAGGGGUACCCGAAGAAGAUCCAAUGCCCUUGUAGUGGCUGUAUAAACAUCUGGUCUCAUCCACCUAAUGAAGUAUUAGAUCACUUGAUCUCAAAUGGGUUAUAUGAGGGUUAUUGUAACUGUACCAUUCAUGGGGAUCCGAACACUUCUGUACAACAAGAAAUGAUGGAAAACAUGGAGAAUUUAGAGACAUAUAGAAUGUACAGAGAUGCAUAUUUAGAUGAUGAAUUUAUGGAACCUGCACCUGCACCACUAGAGCCUAAUGUUGGAAAUUUAGUUUCCGAAGCAGAACUUCCUUUAUUCACAGGCUGUCCUUUCACAAAGAUGUCAGCAACAGUUAUGUUUUACAAGUUUAAGGCAAGAAAUAGUUUAUCUGACAGUGGCUACGAUGAACUUCUAGAGAUGGUUCGUAGUCUUCUACCUCCAGAUAACAUACUCCCUAGUUCUCUAUAUUCAACAAAAAAAUUACUCAAAGCAUUUGAUCUAGGGUAUGAGAAGAUUCAUGCUUAUGUUAAUGAUUGUUGUUUAUUUAGAAAGAGUCUAGAGCACAUGGAGACUUGUCCUAAAUGUGGUGCCUCUCGGUGGAAAGUAAAUAAGCGCACCCAAAAGAUUGAGAAAGGAGUCCCUGCAAAGGUCUUGAGAUAUUUUCCUAUUAUCCCUAGAUUUAGAAGAAUGUUUAAGGAUUCUGAAAAGGCAGAACAACUUACAUGGCAUCACACUCAUAAAAGUCAAGAUGGCAAGAUGCGUCAUCCAGUUGACUCACUUGCAUGGAAGAAGAUUGAUAGCAAGUGGCCUUCAUUUGCAGAAGAUCCUCGUAAUCUUAGACUUGGUCUUUCAUCCGAUGGAUUUAAUCCGUUUGGUGAUCUUAGUUCCCGAUAUAGUUGUUGGCCUGUGAUCUUGGUUGCAUAUAACCUCCCUCCAUCGUUAUGCAUGUCCAAGGAACAUUUAAUGUUGACAUUACUAAUCCCCGGUCCUAAGCAACCGGGAAAUGACAUUGAUGUAUACUUGGAACCCCUUAUUGAAGAUUUAAAAGAGUUAUGGAUCAAUGGGGUUACUGCAUAUGAUGCGUUCACCAAGUCUGCCUUCAACUUGAAAGCUAUAUUGAUGUGGACAAUAAACGAUUUUCCUGCUUACGGGAAUUUGUCGGGAUAUUCCACAAAGGGAAAGAAAGCAUGUCCGGUAUGUGGUGUUCAAACAUCCUCUCAAUGGCUGCCAAAUGGAAGAAAGCAUGCAUAUAUGUGUCAUAGGAGAUUUCUUGCACAUGAUCAUCCAUAUCGGCACAAUAAAACUUGGUUUAAUGGAACCGAGGAACAUAGAGUGAGGCCUAGAAAGCUAACUGGUUCAGAGGUAUUUCAAGUGGUGAAGAAUAUUAAAAAUAAUUGGGGUAAGGAGGCUAAGCGUUGCACAAGAAAGAAAAAAAAAAAGGUUGGCAGCAGUAACAGCAGAAAAAAGAGAAGAACUGAAGGUAAAAAAAGUUCAGUCAAUGAAAUGGAAGAUGACUCCAUUGGCAAUUCAGAUGAUGAUAGUGAUGAUGACAGUGAGGAUCCUUUAAAGCCUUCAAAGAGAUGGAAGAAGAAAUCAAUGUUUUUUGAGUUACCAUAUUGGGAGGCUUUGUUAUUGCGACACAAUUUAGAUAUGAUGCACAUUGAAAAAAAUAUAUGUGAGAGCAUCAUUGGCACUUUACUCAACAUGAAGGGAAAGACGAAGGAUAACUUGAAUUCUCGGAAAGAUUUAAAAGUGAUGGGUAUUAAAAAGAAAUUGCAUCCAAAAGAAGAUGGUUCCAGCAAAUCCAAAAGUGAUGCAGCACCUUACGUGCUUUCAAAGAAGGAGAAGAAGAUAUUUUGUAAGAGGUUAGCCAAGUUGAGAUUGCCGGAUGGGUAUUGUUCUAAUCUUGCAAAUCGUGUCUCUUUACAAGACAACAAGAUCAUGGGUUUGAAGUCACACGAUUGCCAUGUUUUGAUACAACAGAUUCUUGCGGUAGCUUUGAAAGGACUUCUGCCCAAAGGACCAAGAAUUGCAAUUUUUCGCUUGUGUUCUUUUUUCCAUCAGUUAUGUCAAAGAGAGAUUGAGAAGAAAAAUAUUGGUGUUCUUGAUGAAGAAAUUGCAGAGACUGUGUGUAUGUUUGAAAGGUUUUUUCCUCCCUCUUUCUUUGACAUUAUGGUUCACCUACCAAUUCACCUUGCACAAGAAGCUCUAAUUGGUGGCCCUGUACAUUUUCGUUGGAUGUACCCCUUCGAAAGGUUUAUGAAGGACCUAAAAGGAUAUGUCAAAAAUCGAUCAAACCCUGAAGGAUGCAUAGCAGAAAAGUAUUUGGCUGAAGAAAUGACACGUUUUUGUAGUGGAUACAUUAAAGGAGCAGCUGAAAUAGGUGUUCAAAGUAGACGCAAUGAGGAUUUUGAGCAUGAAACAAUACUAGAAGGGCGACCACUUGGUGAGGGGAAGUUAAAACUAUUCAGUUCUUCUAUGUUAGAGAUUGCUCAUCGAUUUGUGUGGACAAAUAGUUCAGAGGUCGAUCCAUGGAGAGAAAUGCACAGGGAAGAACUAAAGUAUUCUGAUACGCGUCUUGAGCAUGAUGAAAACCUUCUUGAACAGAGACAUCUUAGUACUUUUAGUGGAUGGUUAGCUGAUAAGGUCAAAUUUGGUGAUUCAAGAGAUAUGUCAGAUACAGUAAAGUGGAUUGCUUGUCGGCCAAAAGCAGAUGUGGUAUCACAUACAGGCUUCAUCAUCAAUGGAAACCGAUUUCAAACUGAGGCCAGUGAGAAGAGCACACAAAAUAGUGGUGUUUUUGUUGAAGGAGACACUAUGUGUCGAGCAAGUGCAAGGGAUAAUUUUCAGAAGAUGGACAGAAUAUCCUACUAUGGUGUUAUAAGAGAUAUAGUUCUGCUAGACUACCGUCAAUUUAAGGUUCCCCUAUUUGAUUGUUAUUGGGCUAAUAUAGGGACCGAUGUCAAAUUUGAAGAUGAUUUUACAUUAGUGAACCUCCACAAGGGGCAGCAUCAGUUUGAUAGAGAUCCGUUUAUUUUUGCUUCCCAAGCGAAACAGGUUUUUUAUUCAAGAGAGAGUGACACUUCGAAUUGGCAUGUUGUACUCAAAGCACCGCCAAGAGGGUUUUUUGAGAAUGAUAGUGAUGAAAGUGCUUACAUGCCAGUAGAUGUAUCACAGCUAGACCUCGACGUUGAGGAUGAAGAAUGUGAGAGAUAUGAUAAUGAGGAAAUCAAUUCGGUAAUUGUAGGAAUUGCAUACAAUAAUAGAUAUAUCUCUGUGUAUGUGUUUGUGUGUGUUCUGGUAUCAAUAUUUGUUAUACUUAAAUGA